AUGGAAAGUCCACAGGACCCACCUCUGUGUGUGGCCGCUCACCCAACCCAGCGUGUUCUAGCCUUGGGGUUCAAAAGUGGUGCUGUGCGGGUGCUGGCGGUUGAGGGCCCUGCCGUUUGGAUGGAGGCGAACCACCACACCCAUCCUAUUAUCGGCGUUUGGUUUGUCAAUUCCCCUGCAAUUGCAACGGAUCUAGAGGAAUCCUGUGCUGGCCACGUUGCCCCUCACGAGUUCCAUCACCAACCGAGUAGUACUGGGCACAGAGAACUACUUCUAAAAGCAAGAAAAGAAAUACCUGGGCAAGGCGUUUUGGUGAUAUCCCUUGAUGGGUCCGGAUGUAUCUGCAUUUUUUCUCAAUUACACGAAUUUGCAUUGAUUCGGAAACUGGAAAGUCCUCAAAUUGAGAAGGCUCCAGAAGGCGUUCCACCUCUUGUGUUUUCCGGCGAUGGAUCUAAGGCCGUUCGUUACUUUUCCCCUCGGACGCUGGGACUCCUUCGCCUUCCAAAGUUCAGCUACGAAGCAGAGGUCUGCCCCUUUCAAACAGCUUGCAAAUCGGUGAUAAUCACCACUUACUCCUUCUCGGCUUCCGGAGAUGCCCUAUGCGUAUGCGGCAGUGAUUCCAGGAUGCGCGUGUUUUCCUUUAAGAACGAGGGAGACGCCACAAGCUUAAUUCAAAGCCGAGAAAUAGCACUUCUUAGUGGGUCCAUCAGCGUUGCCUGGAUCUCGGCAAGUUCGGAGGAAAGUGGCAUUUCUUCCGUUGGCGUUACUUGUGGGGAAGACAGUCUGAUUAAAGUAUGGAACCUUUCUAAACCCAGUGCAACCCAGGGCAACGAAGAAGUAACCCGGAAAGAAAGUAAUGAAAGGAGGGAAGUAGAAGACCCAGAGGCUGUCUCGAACACAUAUGUAAACCAUAAUGAUUGCUGUGGAUCGCCUGCGCAUCAUUGCACAAAAGCCUUUGCGGCGGCAGGGCACACUGCUGAGUUCCCACAGUUUCAGUCUUUCGCAGGCCACAACAGGCCACCCUUCAUGGUGCAGCUUUUUGGGGACUAUUUGGUUUCUGUUAGCGCCACAGAAACAAUUACAUGGAGAGUCGGAUCCCCUCUUCUUCGUGAUGCUUCGGACAUAACACCUGCAGGUAGCAUAGCACUGUUGCCAGCCGUGCAGGAGUGUUCACCGGCCUCAGACCCCGCUUCAGUAGAUGACCAUUUUGUACAGCAGCAACAAGAGAGCUUACAUAAGACAAGCUGCGAGCAAGGGAAGCUGCCGCAGCCGCAGCAGCCUCCGCGGGCUCACCCUCAGCCUCUGAAACAGCAUGUGCUGAGUUCUCGACGAGCAUUACAGACCACUGAUGGGCUGAAGGCUAUUUCUCGCUCAUCAAACGAUGCUUCCCUGCCGCAUGUUCCUUCCUUCAGCUUCCCACUGCACCCGAGUCUGGUUCCUGGUCAAACAAACAGUUUUCCCAUUGCAGUUGCUACUAGCGUGCGUGCCGCUGACAGCGCCCCCGCUUCACAGGCUGAUGCCAAGACUCAGGGUUGCACUGGGGUUUCAAAUUCGUCCCCACUGGCACAGGCGCCAGAACAGCAGAUGAAUGGUGGGGGCAUAGCCGUUCCGGCUGUGUACCCACAGGAAGAUGGAUGCGAUGCUAAUUCAACUACUACUGCAGUUGACACAAUAAGCACAAACGUUGUACAAUCGCAAAGCAAACCGUCUGGAACUGAAGUGGAAGUUUCAAAGACAGCAGGUCAUGUGCCGAACGUGAAGGUUUUCGCGGGAUUUGUAGGGGCAGCUAUCCAGCUGGAGACCAGUAUAUGCAAUGGGCAGAGGGUGUCAGUGUCACAGGGGCCGCAGGAACCGAAUGGUCGUUGGGGCCCCAGAGCAGAAGGAGCUGCAGCCCGCCAUGUAGUUGGCACUGCAGUGGCCAGUUGCCGCAGCAGCUGCCUGUGGAGGCCUUUAAAGGGAGUUCUGGCCCAUGCGGUUGGUAGCUGGGUGCUAGUAGAGCGGCUGUCUACCCCUGCUGCCUUGCAGGACGGGAAGUGUUUGGGUUUGCUACCAGCCUUGUUGGGCCGACCGCAGCAGCUGCGCGGGCAGCAGCAGCCAAUAACAGCAGACUCUCCCAAGCGGAAAUCUUUAGCUCUCCAGAGGCAACAGCGACGCGCGCAAUUGCUUCAACAAUGCGCAACAGUGGCGCAGGCACCACGAAUUUCCGUCCUGAGACAUCCUGUUGUUGGACAUGCGAUUGCCUUCGCCAUCGAUACCACAACACGGCUUGCAGCCACCAUUAGCAGAGGGGCUGACAGCGGUCGGCUAGAUGUGUGGAGGGUGUCAGACUUUCUGCCCCGGUCAAAGUACUUGGGAAACUCUCAAAGCAAUGAUGAGGAGCUUGUUGAGGCAAGCCAAACGGGAGCCGCUGCAGCCACUGGAGGAACGCUUGGAUCAGAAGGCUUGCAGCUUCAGUUUCAGCACGCCAAACAGGCCAAACGGUUGCUGGUUGACCCUCUUGAAAAUUACACAACCGCAUGCCUCACGCGUCGAGCCAAGGGGAGCCCCCGCCUACUGCUGGUGGCAUCUGACCGCGGCUGGGUGUAUGCCUACGACUACGAGGCAAAUGUGUUUGUCUUCGAGCUCUUCCUUGGCGACUUUCCUAUUGGUGCAUUUACACUGGUCCUCGUUUCACAGAAGACAAAUGAGUGCAUGCAACUAGGCAACUCUCCUUCUUGUGCCAUUUACCUUAAUAGACGUGGAAUUUUGUCGAGGCUCAAUUACGUGCGGCAAGGCGAUGUACUUGACUUACAGCACGGGAUCGCUUACUCGGCGGGCGACCGUGGAUUUGAUUCGAGUUUUAGAGAUUGCGCAGGUCGCCGCAGGCAACAGGGACUUGGACCCCAGUCGGUGGACUUACGGCAACAGGCUGCUCUGCAGCCCUUAGCCUUAGAUGCCCCCAUAAAAAGUUUGCAGCUGGACGCGGAGGCCCAAGAGGUGGCGGCCAGCGGGACUGUCACGGGAGCCCCCAAGAGCAGCCGUUUGCAGCACUUGUUAAGGAACGCAGAGGCAAAGGGAGUAGGAGAUCUGCCUUUGAUCGCUACAGCGGAUUCUGCUGGCUCCCUCCGACUGUGGAGUCGGUGGCCUCUCCCGCAGCAGAUGGCAGACUUCUCGCUGCCCCAUCCUUGCACAGCACUCGCCUUCCUCUGGCGCUCACUGCUCUUGGGAUGUUUCAGAGACGGGUCCCUGCGGCUCUUCGACACAAACGCCUUUCGUAUUGUCGGUCGCCUGCAGCUUGCUACCACCGACGACCCUCCUGUGGCCAUCGCAUGCCUUGGCGAUCGCCAUGCAUUGCUAGCGACAGCCUCAGGAGAGCUCUUGUCGCUCAUCCUCGAUUUGAGGUUCAAGGACAAGGCAGACCCCGCUUCUCCCGAAAUAAAGCAUGCGAGUGUCUCUAAAAUAGCCAAUGCACUCACAGCAUGUUUUGGACCCACCUUCUCGCUGCAGAAACCGCCUGCCGCUCCUUGGAGCAACAGUUGCAACACACGGGGCAGCAACUGUGGCUCUGCUGCUCUCGGCACCUCAGCUGCUGAAAAGAUCAUCACAGCGGUGGACUGCCUCGUGGGGCAGCGACAGGCUACAGGGCCUCCAGCAGGGGACAACAGAAUCCGGUUCGCGCUGUGCCUGUCGGGCGGCUACUGUUCUGUGGGCGCGUACUCACAGGUUGCUCCCGAAAACAAGUGGAUGCUUUGCUCUAAGUCAUGGCAAGUUUUUCCCCCAGCGAGUUCUGCUUCCCUUUACCCAAUUCUGAACCCUGAAAUCAUGAGCUUUAUCAGGACACCCACCACUAUCAUCGAUAUGAGGGCUGUGCAAGCUACAUCAGUGGAGCUACACUUAGUAGUGUGGCUGGGUUUAUCUGUUCGUGCAGCUUUGGAAUCCGCUUUGGCCCUGACAAAGGAGACGCUGAGCCCUCCUGUAGGCACCAUCUGGAGGCUUCCCGAGCGUGUUUCUCUGGCAGAAGCACUUUGCUGA
Molecule: messenger RNA, 4011 nt
Organism: Eimeria maxima
Lineage: Eukaryota; Apicomplexa; Conoidasida; Eucoccidiorida; Eimeriidae
Product: WD domain, G-beta repeat-containing protein, putative
Exons: 13
Coding region: 1-4011 (1336 amino acids)
Molecular function (GO): protein binding
Source: RefSeq, a predicted model, not a curated record